AUGGCGAACCGCGAGCACUGCUUCGACGGCGUGCCCAUCACCAAGAACGUGCACGACAGCCACUUCUGCGCCGUCAACACCAAGUACAUCGCCGUGGUGACAGAGAGCGCGGGCGGAGGCAGCUUCAUCGUCAUACCCAUCAGCCAGUCCGGGCGUCUGGACUCACACUAUCCCAAAGUGUGUGGUCACCAGGGCAACGUCCUGGACAUCAAGUGGAACCCCUUCUUUGAGAACAUCAUCGCGUCCUGCUCAGAAGACACCUCUGUGCGCAUAUGGGAGAUCCCAGAGGGUGGUCUGAGGCGUAACAUGAGCGCCGCCCUGCUGGAGCUGUAUGGACACAGCAGACGAGUGGGGCUCAUCGAGUGGCACCCGACCAGCAGCGGCAUCCUGUUCAGCGCCGGAUACGACUACAAGAUUCUGAUCUGGAACCUGGAGCUGGGGGAGCCGGUGAAGAUGAUUGACUGUCACACAGACGUGGUCCUCAGCAUGUCCUUCAACACAGACGGCAGCCUGUUGGCCACCAGCUGUAAGGACCGCAGGCUCCGGAUCAUCGAGCCACGCUCUGGAAGAGUGCUGCAGCAGGCCAACUGUAAGAACCACCGUGUGAACCGCGUGGUGUUCCUGGGCAACAUGAAGCGUCUGCUGACCACCGGCUUCUCCCGCUGGAACACCAGACAGAUCGCCCUGUGGGAGCAGGAGGACCUGUCCAUGCCCAUGGUGGAGGAAGACAUAGAUGGCCUCUCAGGACUGCUCUUCCCCUUCUACGACGCAGACACUCACAUGCUGUACCUGGCAGGAAAGGGAGACGGGAACAUCCGGUACUUUGAAGUGACCACAGAGAAGCCGUACCUGCAGUACCUGAUGGAGUUCAGGUCCCCCGCGCCGCAGAAGGGGCUGGGAGUGAUGCCGAAGCACGGCCUGGAUGUCGGAGCCUGUGAGGUGUUCCGCUUCUACAAACUGAUCCCUCUGAAGGGCCUGAUCGAGCCCAUCUCCAUGAUCGUGCCUAGAAGGUCUGACACGUACCAGGAGGACAUCUACCCCAUGACGGCAGGCACAGAGCCCGCGCUGUCUGCAGCCGAGUGGCUCAGCGGCAUCAACCGAGACCCGGUGCUGAUGUCGCUGAAAGAAGGCUACAGCCGACCCAACCAGCUGGUGUUCAAAGCCCCAGUGAAGAAGGAGAAGAGAGAGGUGGUGGUGAACGGCAUCGACCUGCUGGAGAACGUGCCGCCCAGGACUGAGAACGAGAUGCUCAAGAUGUUCUUCAAACAGCAGGAGGAGCUGAGGAGGCUGAAGGACGAGCUGGCCUCUAAAGACAUCAGGAUACGACAACUGGAGCUGGAACUCAACAACCUGAAGAACGUCAGCCCCAACGGAGUCUGACCUCUGACCCCUGAGACCCCUAAACCACCUGAAGAACGUCAGCCCCAACGGAGUCUGACCUCUGACCCCUGAGACCCCUAAACCACCUGAAGAACGUCAGCCCCAGCAGAGUCUGACCUUUGACCCCACUACAACCUGAAGAACGUCUGACCUUUGACCCCUCAAUCACCCGAAGAACAUCAGCCCCAACAAAGUCUGACUUCUGAACUGUGACCCCCACCGCUCUGAGCCCACCUUUGGGACAUGUCAUGACCAGAUUUGGACCAGUUGUCACUGUGUGUGAUUACAGUGGAGUCUAUCUUUGUCCAUUAAAUUAUCUUUAAACCUUCCACUUAACUUGAAGUACAGUGUAAACUCCAGGCUGGAGGGAGAUUUAAAUUACAGGAUUAAAGCUGUAUUUAUUUUAGAUGAAGUCUUUAUCCAGCGCUCUGUGAUGGUAACAUACUUCUGUCGCCACAGCUGUUGUGAGUAACAUGACAGAAGCGAGACUGACAAUCUGAUCUGACCAGCACUCACUCACACCCCAUGUACCGGAGUUAUGUAAUCAGAAUACAAAUUAUGAGUAACUGUAUUCAGUUACAGUUACUGUUUCAGUGAGUGGUAAUUAGAUUACAGUUACUUUGUUGAGAUAAAUGGAUUACACUGCGUUAUUUUCCUGUUUUCACAUUUUGGGCUAUAUCCCCUUUUUUUUCUUUUCUUUUCUUUUUUUUUUUUUUCUGUAAUUCCACUCAUUGCCGGAAACUAAACCAGGUCUAAACCAGGACUAAACUAGGACUAAAACAAGGUCUAAACUAGAUCUAAACCAGGUCUAAACCAGGACUAAACCAGGACUAAAACAGGACUAAACCAGGACUAAAACAGGACUAAAACAGGACUAAAACCAGGUCUAAUCCAGGACUAUACCAGGUCUAAAACCAGGUAUAAACUAGAGCUAAACUAGAUCUAAAUCAGGUCUAAACCAGGACUAAAACAGGAUUUAACAGGACUAAAUCAUGCUGUGUGGAUGUGUUUCCUCGUCUUCUAUCAAUAAUAUUUUUAAUACAGUUAAGUAAAGUUUGGGCUUUUUAUUUUCUUUUAGCAGACAAAACAUCUUACGUUACGAUUUCCUCGUCUUUGUUUCUCUACAGCAAAUCCAAUAAUCCAAAGUAUUCAGAUUACAUUACUCACUUAAAGUAAUUUAAUGGAUUAUGUUACAAACUACAUUUUGGGGUAUGUAAUCUGUAAUCUGUAGGGGAAUACAUUUUAAAAGUCACCUUCCCAACACUGUUUACACACACCCAAGAUGUCCGGCCUGAGGACACAACAGUUUGGUUGAAGUUGUGUGUGAAGUUCUUCCUGGGUGUGGUGGAGCGCUGUGACCCCAGAGCAGGACUGAGCCUUCAUAAGAGGAAGUGCCUCAUUUCAAUAACUACAUGGAAACAAAACUACUUGAGGUUAGAGUGAAAACUGAACAUGCUCAAUGAUUUAAGAGCCAAAUCAAAUAAAAGACAGACAAAAGAGUCCAAAUCUGGUAAUGACAUCCCAGCUCCUGCCCUCCCGCCUGCAGCCUGUGUGAGGUUCUUAAGUGGUCCAGGUCCAGUGGUGUGUCUGGGUUCACAUUAUGUUUCAUUAUGUUUCUGCUGUAUCUAACCGUGUGUGGACCUGCUAACCACUUGGACCUGUGAUGUUCUCCUUAAGUCCUCCACUCCAGCUCAGUACUGUCUACACUGGCAAAGACGACUUGUGGGCUCUCCUCUUAGUAUUAAUGCAACGUUAGCUUUUGAUUUCUAAUUUUGAUGUACAUUUUGCCAGAUAUUGUAAAAUGCCACUUUGCCUUUCCUGUUAUUUAUGUGGCAAUACGAGGGCCAUGGACUGUUCCGACGUGUCCCAAACUCCGUCCUCCUUGCCGCCUUUUGGAAGCAAAAUGGAGGAGAAAGACUGGCUCCUGUUCUUCCGCCCUAAGCCUUAGUCUCUGCUGCUGUAUACUCAAAAUGGCCGACAUCAAACGCUUGCACCAAACACAUUUAUGGAUUUAGCAUCACCUUUCACUAGCUGCUAAUAUCCUUUGUUUUCAGGUCCUUUGCUGUCAGGGCUGUUUCUAGCUUUAAGCAGGCUGAGUACGUGCGCAGGGGCCCAUAAGCCACAAGGGGGCCUCAAGAAGAAGAUGACUGUUAGAUCUAUUAUGCAACGCAAAAUCAACUUUUUAAACACUCUGACCAUUUCCACUCACUCAGAGUUGUAUUUCGAGUGAUUCACACAUGUUUAAGUAAGAAUAAUCUUCACUCAUUGCUUUAAUCAACCCAGUUUUUGCCGCAACUGCUACAUACACAGCUCUGUACUUUCUUUGUUCUCCAAUAAGAUAAAGUGUCUUUAAUUAAAGGGACACUUCAAUGAGGCAGGCAGGAAUUUCUUCCCAUUGGGCUUUGUAAUUUUCCAACCGGAAGUUAGCAGAUUUGUUUUGUGAUCAAGUUGUUUUAGAUGAAUAUUAUGAUUUAAAAUGUUCAAAUUAUUACAAAUUGAUUCACCAGUGUCAUUGAUUAUAACUAUGGCUGCGUUCACACUGCAGCCUGAAGUGACCCAAUCCGAUUUUUUGGCUUCUGUGUUCCUGAAUCUGAUCUUUUAAUGACAGAUCCGAUUUUUUCAAAUGUGACCCAGGACACUUGGAUAUGUGCUCCUUAAACCGAUACAUAUCUGAUCUUUUGACAUGUGACUUCAGUCUGAACAGCCAAAACGCAUUCAUCCACCUACAUGUUAUCAACAAGACACAAAUGUACACAAACGUUCUUCUCGUCAUAUGAAAAUUGUUAAUGAACUCCGCAUCACUGAAGCGAAGCACAUCACCACUCACCACUCUUGGCUACGUCUCCACAUCCACACGUUCCUUUCAGCGCACUGCCCCUCAAAACGCCACAGCCAAAAACCUCGUCCUUCUCCUUCUCAAUCUCCUCUUUAAAACAAGUAAGUUGUUCAUGUUCUGGCUCCGGUACGAGAUGAACUUUAAAAUCUCCAGGUGCUCGAUGCUGCGUCCAUGUUUGGACAACUUCUGUAAACACAGAGACGCUCGCUGUGGUUGACGUCGUCGUGUCUCCAGUGUCACAUGCGGGACACUUUUGGGCCGUUUAAUGUUCACACUGGAGUCACAUACAAGUCACAUUUAAUUGGAAACGUGAACGACCUCACAAAAACAUCGGAUUUCACAAAAAAAUCGGAAUUGAGCGUUAAGCCCUGCAGUCUGAACGUAGCCUAAAUAGCAGACACAAGCACAAUAUAUAAGUUUUGUUAUUAUAACCUUUUAAAACGUCAACAUUUGAUUUAAUUUCAUAACAGUUUGUAACAGUUUGUAUCAUGAUUUUGCAGAACAUAAUCACCUCUUUGAAUAACGGAUGAUUCACAACUUACCUCCAAUUCUAACUCUUAACUCAGUGUGCUGUUUACUUUAUAUCGUAUUUAUCUUGUUUUAUUUGAAUUUACACUUGAUAAUUGUAUGAAUGCAUAUCUCUUCUAGGGGCCCUCAAACCGAGCAUCUUGCGUGGGGCCCAUUAAAGCUAGAAACAGCCCUGUGUACUGAUAUUAUAACGAACUAUGUUUAUCUAUGGAUAUUUUAAUUGUUGCUUGUUUUUACUGAGGGCUACUUUUGACGAUGCAGGAGAUGUAAAGUAUUCGUUUCUAUUUAUUUUUCCAUGUUUUUAGCCAAUAACCUUGUAUAUUUGUUAAUCCCAAUGGUUUUGUAUUAAUUCUAAGUUAACUAUUUUUGAUGCUUUGGCUGAAUGUUGCUGAGAGAAAGUCAUGUAUCGAUAUUUUGCUGUUAAGAUUUCUUCCGAUAUUUAAGCUUAGCGAGUAUUUUAGUAUCUGAGAACGACUUACACAAACAUUUGACAUUGUGUUUUUUACUCAAAUGUGUUGGAAAAGUGGUAGAGUAAAGUGGGAGCAGACGGUGACAGUGUGAGGAUGAAGUGAUCCUUUGGGACGAGUUGUAUGUGGAAUAAAAGUGAAGGUUUUAAAACACAGCCAGUCAUCAGUGUUGGGGAGUAACAGAUUACAUGUACCAGAGUUACGUAAUCAGAGUACAAAUUAUGAGUAACUGUAUUCAAUAACAGUUACUGUUUCAGUGAGUGGUAAUUGGAUUACAGUUACUUUGUUGAAAUAAAUGGAUUACACGGCGGGAUUAUCCUGUUAUCAC
Molecule: messenger RNA, 5539 nt
Organism: Boleophthalmus pectinirostris (great blue-spotted mudskipper)
Lineage: Eukaryota; Metazoa; Chordata; Actinopteri; Gobiiformes; Gobiidae
Gene: coro2ba
Product: coronin, actin binding protein, 2Ba
Exons: 11
Coding region: 1-1380 (459 amino acids)
Biological process (GO): actin filament organization
Molecular function (GO): actin filament binding
Source: RefSeq, a predicted model, not a curated record